CGUACAGGAGAAUUCCAACAGGAUAGCAUAGUUAUUUGUACAGGAGCUUGGGUGGCUUCUUUCACCAGGUAGUAGCCAUUUCUCUUUACCUCAUUUUCCAGUUUGUAUUUCUAUCUGGAGCUCAAAUAUCUUUCGCAGCGUUCCUCAGUGCCAAACGAUCAACCAAUUCUGAUAUCUGGUAUGCAAACGUUUUGAUUUUGCUUCUUUUCCCGGAAGUGCUAAUUCUAUUGCGUGACGUGUGGAUGUCCAACCUUAUAGCACAGAAAAAGUAUAAGGCAUGGCCAGAUCUAAAAACAUUGAUUAUGGGUAUUGUAACCUCUGUAACACACUCACUGGCCUUGACCUAUCUGACAUCCGAGAUAUUUCCAAAAUUGCCUCCAUUUCUGAUACCAUGUAUUCUUUAUGUUGGGAACUCACCCACGAUCCUAGAACAACAGAAAACCAAAGUACCACAUUCAUGUAAUACGGGAAGAAGAAUCAUUCAUAUCAUGCAGAUACUCUUAGCAGCUGUCGUAUCGACCAUGUCUGUAUUUAGCAGGUUACUCAGUAUUGAAGAAGGGUGCUUAUUUGGAAUCUUUAUAUUAGUAAUAAGUUAUUUACGAUACAUACCUUUGCAAAACCUCAUCGUUGGAGAUAAUGCAAAUGAAGCACAGAAUGCUAAAUUGUUGUAUCGACUUUUACGCAUUCUUGUAAUUGUAUUGACUACUUCGGUCGGUUUCAGCAGUGGAAAAGGCUACAACACACUUCCUUAUUUUAACAAUAUUCCAGAUGAUGAAAUCUCCUAUUAUGUAAUUGCCAUAUCUUGUUGCGCGCUACUUAUCCAAGUGAAAGCCUUCAUACCUUCUUUCAGUGUGAAAGUUUCAUUACUGUCGACGUUGAUAUGUUUUUGCAGCACAGUGGCAGUAAGCGCACUUGCUUUGUAUAUUCAUGCCCAGAAGAAUGAUCUUGGAUUGUUUACACCGUUAAAAGAUUUCCCGGUAUCAUUUUCAGUUUAUCAUAUAGUAGUGUACUCUUUCACUUGUUGUUCUGUACUUCUGUAUUACUUUGCUACUUUCUAUGAUAUCAAAAAGGGGUAUCCCCCUAUAUAUAGAAAAAUCGCUAUGACGGUAUAUGACAACAUAUCUCUUUGUCAGGAUCUUCUGCGGACAAUGUUGUGUAAGAUUGAUAAUUUCAAUUCAUUUGAUAGAAAUCAUAAGAGGAUUUUCUUAUGCACCACAAUGUACAGGGAAUCAGCUCAUGAAAUGAGUCGUCUCUUGUGCAGUUUAAAAAAGGUAUCCAACUCCAAAGCGAUUCAAGUACGUCAGAUACACAUUGAAUCUCACAUAUUUCUUGACAAUGGAGCUAACGGAAAGGAUGUUAAUGAAUUCGGAAUACAGCUUUUAUCUCUCAUAGAGGAGACUUUCAUGAUGAAAGAACAGUAUGGAAUCAUGAUUCAUACACCAUACGGAAUAAAAUUAUCAUGGACUGUACCAGGAGAAAUGCCACUCUGUUUACACCUGAAGGAUAAUAAGCUGGUAAAGGGAAAGAAAAGAUGGAGUCAGGUUAUGUAUAUGAGAUACAUAUUGAACUACAGGGCAAAUAUUGACAAGAUGUAUCGUAAAAAAAUUGAUCCAUUAAAUUCUAUGCGCAAUGAUUCUUCCGAAUUCGUAAACGUAGGGAUAUCAAUUAAUGAACAAACCACACAAACCGAAAAAGACAUGAUGGACCAGGAUGUGCCCACAGUAACGUUUGAAACCUCAAGUAAGGCAUCCUCAUUCAGUGAUCCCACAACAAUUACAAACCUCGAAGACGGCGAAACCAAAACUACAGAUCUCGAAAUACCAUCAGGAAGAGUGGAUUUUGACUCUCCAAAAGAAAACAAAUCAGAAUUAACUUUACGUGUCCCCCGUCUGCAUUUUAAUUCCAAAAAUAGAAGAUCUUCAUUUGACAACAGCAGGUUUUCGUUCGAAACUCUACAGGACCGGAAUAAUCAGAACGGUUUCAAAUAUGCCUUUGACGCGGAUACGCAAAAUCAUGAUUUCACAUACAAUUUUACUGAAGCAAAAUUCCGAUCUUCAUUCAAUGACAUAGAGUUUCAAUAUCAUAAAUAUAAGACAGGGGAGCUAAGUCAGGCAUAUAAGGGUUCCGUUGAAGAUGAAAAAUAUCGUGACUUCAUUUUAGCCACAGAUGCCGAUAUGUCUUUUGACGAUCAUAAUGUUCUGAAUUUGUUGGAUGCCAUUGAAAAAGAUGUGAACAUAGGCGGUGUUUGUGGAAGAACCCUUCCUAUUGGCAUCCACAGACAUCCGAUUGUUUGGCUACAGAUAUUUGACUACGCUAAAGAUUUUUGGAUGAUAAAGAGCGCACAAAAUAUAAUCGGCUCCGUCAUGUGUUGUCCUGGUUGCUUCAGUCUGUUUCGGCUUGAAGCCAUUAAUGAUGUCAUUGAAAAGUUUGCGGAGCCCACACAAUCAAUUAUGGAUGUAUUUACGAAAGACAGUGGAGAAGACAGAUGGAUGUGUACGCUAAUGAUGAAAGCGGGAUGGACUCUGAGAUACUCGUAUCACGGAAAGAAUACAACAUUUUGUCCGGAGGAAACCGAGGAAUUCAUGAAACAGAGACGGCGCUGGCUUUUGUCGGACUUUGCCAACGCUGCAGUGACGAUUGGUAAUCUAUUGACUUUGAUGAGAAACAACACAGCCUUCACGCUUCUUUAUGCCCUGUACAUACUGCAGCUGUUUAUCGCUAUGUUGUUAUAUCCUGGAUUUACAAUAAUGAUGCUUGCCUUGGGAGUUGAGUUUGUCACUGAGUGUCCAUAUUUGGUGGUUCUAGGAUUUUUCUCUGUGACGUGCCUAGUGUUCUGCAUCAUCCAGAUAAGCACAUGGACCACUUACCGGAAGCUCAUCGUUAGCAAACUUCUCAUCUUGAUUCUCGGUCUUCUGACAACAUUCGUUUUUAUUUCAACAAGUGUUUUAAUCGUAGGGAACAUUACGAAAGACAUUACUGUUGGAGAAUUCAACCACAUCGAGAACCUGAUGUUGGCUGGGGUGAUUUUUGUGUAUCUCUAUUCGUCAUUUCUGCAUCCCUUUGAGCUGCAUUUGCUAUCCACAGGAAUUGUAUACCUUUUCUACCUCCCAAUGUUGAAUAUUCUACUUCCGCUUUACGUUGUUUGCAAUAUCGUGGACCAGACCUGGGGAACUAGAGAUGAUCAAAAAGUAUCUGUGCCAAAACUAUUACGACUGCCAAAGUUCAAGAAGCGUAAUAAGAAGCCAAGCUUGAAAUACAGAAGCAAUUCUUAUGAAAGCUUAAGUUACUCGGCCAUCGACCUACAAGACGUAAGUGGGGAUGAAACAGCGUUUUGGCAGAAUCUCGUAACUAACAGCAUUGGAGCAACCAUUAACACAGGGCUUACACAAGAAGAUCGAACCACAGGUCUCCGAGCUCUCCGAAACAAGGCUCUAGUGGGUUACCUUUCUCUAAAUUUGAUCUGGGUUGCCUUGCUGGCUGGAUUUUAUGCAUUUUUGAUCAACUAUUUCGAAGAUAAGCUUGUGUAUGGUAUUGUCGUCUUUGGUUUCCUUGGCGUAUCCGCCGUGGUUCAGCUAUUAGGAAUGACAGUGUACAGAAUUAGUGAUUGUCUCACGAGGGUUGGACGCUUGAUAGCAUGAACACUUCUACCCUGAAAACAGUACACAAGACGGCAUGACCUUAAUAUUUUAUCUUAUUGUUCUCAUCACAUUGACUGUUAUAUGAUUAUAUUUAUUCAUUAUAAUCAUAUAUAUAUAUAAUCCAAAA
Ostrea edulis (European flat oyster) is the source of this 3765-nucleotide messenger RNA. RefSeq lists its product as uncharacterized. The record is from RefSeq and is a predicted model, not a curated record. Lineage: Eukaryota; Metazoa; Mollusca; Bivalvia; Ostreida; Ostreidae. The coding region runs from base 243 to 3638 and encodes 1131 amino acids. The transcript has 11 exons. Gene Ontology annotation, molecular function: chitin synthase activity. Gene Ontology annotation, cellular component: cell septum; cell periphery.